Molecule: messenger RNA, 9802 nt
Organism: Tachysurus fulvidraco (yellow catfish)
Lineage: Eukaryota; Metazoa; Chordata; Actinopteri; Siluriformes; Bagridae
Gene: limch1a
Product: LIM and calponin homology domains 1a
Exons: 34
Coding region: 385-6309 (1974 amino acids)
Biological process (GO): regulation of focal adhesion assembly; positive regulation of stress fiber assembly
Cellular component (GO): stress fiber
Molecular function (GO): myosin II head/neck binding
Source: RefSeq, a predicted model, not a curated record
CGUAGAGUGUGGAGCAGCGGCUUGUACAUCCUACGUAGUGCACGACAUGUCCAAUGGAUAUGCAUUUCGUAGUAGGAGACCGAGAGAAUCGGAGCGAUAACGGAACUCCUCCAUUGUUUUCGUGCACAUUCCUGUCUUCACAGCGGGGUGAUCCGUCCGCCUCUCGCAUUGGCUGAGCGCAGAGCUGAACUCCGAGCGCCUGCAGCGUCUCAGCCUUGUAUUUUUAGCUCGGACUGUGGUGAGCAGUGCGCUGGUGCUCUGCGUGGAAACUGCAGCACCUCGUUCACCGCUCAGCGUCAGCAUCCAGCUACGGAUUUGGACGCAGUAACACGCAGAAGCAGUGCGGUGGGGAAUCGGGACAACGCCGAGGACUUUCUAUAGGAAAUGGCCAGUGCUGACGAGGGCUCCGGUUCCCGUCCGGAUCACCAUGAAGCCACCGAGUGCAGCUCGGGACCUGCGUUUCAGGAGGCGCAGAAAUGGAUAGAGGCAGUGACAGGGAGAACGUUUGGCGAGAAGGACUUCAGGAGCAGCCUGGAGAAUGGCAUUCUGCUGUGCGAGUUGCUGAGUUCCAUCAAACCGGGACUUGUGAAGAAGAUCAACAGACUCCCGACCCCCAUCGCAGGACUUGAUAAUCUAACCAUGUUCCUAAGGGGAUGUGAGGAGUUAGGACUAAAGGGAUCACAACUGUUCGACCCAGGAGACCUGCAGGACAUGUCUAUACGUGCCAACCUAACAGGUUCAGAUUGCAGUCGGAAGCUGAAGAAUGUGCUGAUCACUAUUUACUGGCUGGGCAAAACUGCAAACUGUUGCACGUCAUAUAGUGGUCCGACGCUUGACCUGAAAGAGUUCGAAGGCCUUUUGUCCAUGAUGAGGAAGGAGUAUGUAAAUGAGGAGCCUGAGUCCCCUAAGAGAAGUGUUCGGGACAGCGGAUGUGUGGACAACUGGGAAUCGGAACAUUCGGAUUCCUUGUCACCUCCGAGGCACAGGAGAGAGGAUUCGUUUGACAGCCUGGACUCCUUCAGCUUGCAGUCACAACUCACACCUUCCCCUGAUACUGUGCUCCGUUCUAGCAGUGAUGAUCUGGAGGGAGAUCACAGGAAGGUGCCAGAUGUGCUGAAGGAUGACAUGUCUGCCCGCCGUGUCUCUUUUAAAGAGCCCCGCGCUGCACUGCCGUUUAACCAGUACCUCCCCAACAAGACCAAUCAAAGCACCUUCGUACCUGCUCAUCUGAGGAAGAGGAGGAGCGAAAGGGAAGAAGAGCGCAGGAGUGGCAGCAACUCCACUUCGCCUGUUAGCGAGAAGCCUUUUACCCUCGACUCCCAGAAAACUGUGACCUGGGCAGUUGCUGUGGGGGCGGAGCCUCAGCUGGAUGAGGCAGAACUUAAGAAGAUGAGAAAGUUAGAGAAGGCGGGUAUUAAAGUGUUGCCUGCUUUUGUGCGACACAGCAGCCCUAAGGUGACUUCCAUAGAGUCCGUUCAGGCUAAAUCUCCGUCUCCUGAUGUCAUCCGUCAAUGUGAUAACAACCUCUCUCAGGCUGAAUAUCCCCACGAGUGGAAUGAGGAGGAUGACGAGGAGGACGAAGAAGGAGACAAAAAGGUCCCAGAUAUUCAAAAGGAUGACCUAGCGUCCCGCAGGGCGCGCAUGAACCAACCGAAACCCAGCGCCGCACAUCAGUUCCUGCCUAGCAUGUGCAGCACAAAGGAUCGCGAGCGCUGGGAGGGAAUCCGGCUUUCCUCCCAGCAUGCCGUGCUGGAGAUGUUGGAGAAGAUGGAGCAGGAGAAGAAAAGCGACUCCGACACCGCCUCCACCGAAGUGUCCAUUGUAACUCGCAAGCACAACCCCUUCCUCAGUCCUCAAGUGAAAAAGAAAGAUGAGGACAAAGAGAGCGACGAGGACAAUGACAAGGGGCAGUCCAUUGUCCCAAAUGUACAGAAGGAUGAUCUCGCUAGGAGGCGAAUUCAAAGCGGGUCUCUGCCCCAAAGGGAUCCUCGUCAGUCAUUGGUUCAGAGGAGUAUCACUCAGUCAGACCUCGAGAAGUGGCAGAGGCUUUCGAUGGCCAUCGAAAACAGUGAGGUGGCUCCAGCUGAAGCGUCAAUAAUAACUCAUAAGGACAACCCUUUUCUGAGCCAUGAAAAAGCAAGAGACAAAAAGGAUGAUGAGGAUGAUGAGAGAGAGACAGAAGGAGAACGACAGGCCGUUUUGCCUAACGUACAGAAAGAUGAUCUUGCUAGGAGGCGGAGUCAGACUGGGGCCCUCACACUCCGGGAUCAUCAGCAGUCAUUAGCGCAGACGGUCAUGACGCAGUCAGACCUGGAGAAGUGGCAGAGACUGCAGAUGAGUACAGAUAACAGUGACUCGCCCCCUCUGUGUCAGUCCUGCCGCGCCACCUCCUCGGUGAAGGUCGCUCUCGACCCGGCGCGUUCCCGUGGCGACCGCAAGCGCAUUGUGACAUUUGGGGGUGUGACUAAGGUGGAGAGCGUUUCCUGGGAAGAGGAAAGGCAGGAAGAAGAGGGUGGGAAGGAUGAGUCAGAGACGCUGCAACACCUCUCCUCGGCAACUGUUGCCAUGCCCACCGCUGGGAUGAGCUCAGGGCAAGAGAGAGAUGGAUUUUCAAGUAUCCCAUCGUCACCCCUCAAGAUCCCGCAGCCCUAUAUUACUGACCCGAAACACCCCUUGACCCUCGCCGAGCGUGAGGCUCUUGAGAUGAGUCUGGCUGAGAAAGUAAUUGAUGAGAGGGAGUAUGAGGAAGAGGAAGAGGAGGAAGAAAAAGAAAGACAGCCUGACUUACAGAAGGAUGACAUGAUGGCCCGGCGGACUGGAACGUUUCAGAAAGCGAGUGGAAAUGCAUUCAAUCGGUUCCUCCCUCUGCCUGGCACUAAGAAGGAAACACAUUCAGCUGAUUCAGUUCCGAACGACAGCAAGAGUGAAGCCCGAGAUUCGUUCUUGGAUAGAAACAUAAAAACAAAGCGAUUCAAAGUGGGACAGAGACUUCAACAGGUAAAAUCUGAACCAAAGGUAUCGUCAUCUGCCACCCAUAAGGAGACAGAAGUUCUCGGUUCAGCAUCGACCUGUAUUGUUCGUUGUGACAGUUACAACAAUGAUCCCGAUAACGGUGAUGAGUAUAAUGAUGGAAGCCUGCUUCCUUACCUGGAGAAAGAUGACAUGCUCGCAAGGAAAACAGGAUCUUACCAAAAACCGAGCGGGAAUCAGUUUAAUGCUUUUUUGCCUAAACCUGGAGGUGUCCACGGAAAAAAGAAGUCUGUGAGCGGGCAAUACCAGGCAAACCUCAAAACUGGUGGACAAGAAAAGAAAAAUACUCAGGAGAGUAACCAUGGCUACACUCUCAGCCCCACCCCUAGAUCUGUGACCCCACCCCCAGCAGAAGUUGAUGACAUGCCUAGAAAAUGCCCUCAAAUUCUGGAUGGGCAGAAAGCAGAUAUAUGCAUGAUAGGUGGGGAAAUUGAUGUUGUGGGCGGGGCCCAGGCACAAAGCCCUUUACCCUUACCUGACCCUGAUGCACGGCACACGUUUUGCCUGGAUGAUGAUGUUUUCCCCUUGACAGUCAGUCACAAGUCAUCUAGUGUUUCUGAUGAAACUGAGAGCGUCAGUUUAAUUGACAUGCGCGACGAAGAGGAGGAUGUGGACUCUCUGUCACCACACAGCCAAACACGACACGAGGGGCUACACAACCAGUACAAUAAGGCCAAAGAGGAGGAGGACCAAUGGCAAGAUGACUUAGCUCGGUGGAAGAAUCGUAGGCGCAGUGCCUCUCAGGACCUGAUUAGGAAAGAGGAGGAGAGGAAGAUGAUGGAGAAACUGAUGACACCAGGAGGAAGUUCUCAUCGCAGGAAGAGCAUCAAGACUUAUAAAGAGAUUGUGGAGGAGAAGGAGCGUCGAGAGCAGGAGCUGCACGAGUUAUACUGCCAAGCCUCGACUCCUGAGGAGAAAGCAGCCAUAUUACAGCGCUAUGCCCUCCGCUUUACCAUCAGUGAUGCCAUAUUGGAGAAACUCCAGCUUCCAAAACUCCCUUCUGUUGCGACACUCCAACCUGCGUCUGCGCUGAAUGAAGAAGCCGAAAUUUCCGGAUUAUUUGGUGAUGUAGAAACAGAUUCCAGUGACCAGAAUCUUAAACUGAUAACACAUAGUAUAAUGUCAGGGAGUCACUUCAACACUUCAGAUUUAUCACCUACCCAAGACUUUAGAAUUCCAGAAAAUACAGACUCUAAAUCAUCAGAAGUCCAGCUUUCUCCAGUUCAAGACUCCAAAACAUCAGAAGUCCAACUUUUUCCAGUUCAAGACUCCAAAACAUCAGAAGUCCAACUUUCUCCAGUUCAAGUCUCCAAAACAUAUGAAGUCCAACUUUCUCCAGUUCGAGACUCUAAAACAUCAGCCGUUCAACUUUCUCCAGUUGAAGUCUCCAAAACAUAUGAAGUCCAACUUUCUCCAGUUCGAGACUCUAAAACAUCAGACGUUCAACUUUCUCCAGUUCGAGACUCUAAAACAUCAGACGUUCAACUUUCUCCAGUUCGAGGCUCCAAAACAUCAGAAGUCCAACUUUUUCCAGUUCAAGACUCCAAAACAUCAGAAGUUCAACUUUCUCCAGUUCUUAUUCCAGAGACUUCCUCCAGAGACUCCAAAUCUCCAGACAUAUCCUGCUCACCUUCCCUUGUCUCCAAAUCUUUCGAAUCACCUCUUUCUCCCUUCAGAACAGCCCAAACCCCUGACGUCCCUCUCUCACCUGUUUGGAUACCACCUGCUCCAUCAAGACCUGUGCCUUUACUAACACCGAAACCAUACAGCCAGCCCAAAUUUAAUCAGCCUUCUAAUAAGCAUGUUAAGAAUGAUGGCCUGGUGCGUGUGAACGGUGACUCCACUGUAGAGGACAAAAGAGAGAGUCCAGUGAGACCUGUUUCCUUCAACCCAACACCACCUAAAUCAAGUCAGAGUCGUCAACAAGUGUCAGAAAUCUCAGUGGGAAGUGAACUCUCAGCUCAGGAGUGCACUCAGAUUUCCACUAUUCAAAAAACUGAACCAAUUAAACAGAGAACGGAGGACGAGACGUCCAAAUCUGUCACCGAUUCAGAGCUAGCAGGAAUGCAAACCGGCCCAGAUACAGCAGUGAAGCGCAACUGUGUGGUGAAGACGACCAUCGUGACAGAGCUUCGAGAAACACACUUGCUCCCUACAACAGCCACUCCUGUUGCUGACCAGAUGAGCUGUUCAGAUGGAUUAGACCUGAAAUCUGACGAGAAUUCCUUCAGUGAGUCCAGAAAGGCUGACGUUACCUCUUACUCACUGACUCUGUCAGAUCCCACACAUACCUCCAGUAGCUCUAAGUUACGCUGGGAAUUCUUCGCGCCUGCAGAGGGAUUUGACUUCACCAGCGAAUGUAUCGAAACCCCGAUCUUGAACCUUGCAAAGAGGGUCAAUCACUGGACUUGGGACCCUAACGAAGAGCGUAAGCGGCAAGAGAGGUGGCAACAGGAGCAGGAGCGCCUGCUACAGGAGAAAUAUCAGCAGGAGCAGGAGAGACUCAAGCAGGAGUGGGAGAAAGCUCAGAAGGAGGUAGAAGAAGAGGAAAGGAAACACCACGAAGAGGAGCAACGGAUCCUGGAGGAAACGGUGACCCCACUGACCCCGCACUCAUCCUCUGGUAUGACGGAAGCCCUGUCCACUUCCACGACCCAUCACGACACCAUUGUGUUGUCCUUGGCUGACUGGGAGAGGAAGCAGGAAAUGCUGGAGAAAGAAGCAAAGAUGAACCAGAGAAAUGGUUUAGAACACAGGUCUGAUGAGACUAAAGCAGGAUCAUCUCCACAGCAGAAAGACCAAAGAGCAGAAGUUCAGGAGAGUCAGUCAGCUACACCACAGCUGCAGUUCACACAGGAUGGGUCCUGGAGCUGCAAAUCGGAGAGCAAACAAGAGUGGAAAAAAACAGCCUCCCUGGACAGGAAUGUGAGCCCAUCACAGAGUCAGCCUCCUAGGAUGAGGAGGUCUGGGUCGUGUGAAAACGUUUUAGGGGCACACACAUCUCCAUCAUCACAAGACACAUCACCCUCAUCUUCAGACAGGUCAGUGAGUGCGAAGAAGUUGUGCUCUAGCUGUGCACAGCCACUGGGGAAAGGAGCCGCUAUGAUCAUCGACACUUUGGGCCUUUACUUCCACAUUCAGUGUUUUAAGUGUGGUGUGUGUAAAGGGCUGCUCGGUGAGACGAGCACAGGAACCGACGUCCGGAUCCGGAACGGCGUCCUGAACUGUCAUUUGUGCUACAUGAAAUCUCGUGCCGCUGGUCAACCCACAACGUUAUAAAGCCUUUUUUUUUGCUCCCGAAUCCAAGAGGAACUUCACCAUUUGCCAAGCCCUCAGAAAACUGGGCCAACUUCACGAUAAACACUUAAUAAUAACAUGUAUGUGAAUUACACUUCAUUAUAUUUCAGAACGUCUCAACAACAACAACAACAACAAAAAGAAAACAAAGAAGCACAAACCACUUUUGACUUAAAUGGAUCAAACUGGAAUGUCGUUUGGAUUUGGACAAUAUUUCUGUAGGUGGGGUUGGGGGGGGGGGGUGUCUCCUUGUGGCAAUAAUUCGAACCACCACACGCAUGAGCAUGCACUGCGUUUAUUCUAUUGGUAAAGUCUCUAGCUCAAAAAGCAGAGCACGCGGAAAGCUCCCGGGUAGAUCAAUUAGCAAUUUGACCUGUUUUAUUCAUAAAAAAAUUCUUUUUAACUAAAUCCCGUGAACGACCCUUGUGAUUGAGACGUGAGAGACGUGGCUGUUGCGUAUUUACAUCAGCAGUUUUGCACUUUAGACUUUUGAAUCUAUGAGCCUUCAGCCACUGACCACAAAGUUUCGGGAAGAAACACAAAGAUAAGUGUAUUAAGCAAUGAUUAUUUAAUCAUUUACCUGUUUUUGCUUGGAAAUGUAGAACGACUGAGAUGUCUGUCAAACCCGUUUGGCUUCCGAGCAGACCUCGAGUGUACUAUAUUGGGGUGGGGGGUCUUUUUUGACCUAUGUAGUAUGCUUAGCGGAAGUAGGAUGCCAAUUCGAAUGCACCUUGGAUUUACGGCUGAGUCCCAAAUGGCUUGUCGCACCACGUAGUGCACUAUAGGGUAUGUAAUAUGUCAUUUGGAAAGAAAAAUGAUCGAUUUUACAAAAGAUCUAGAAGUCAGUAUGUCGUCCCAUAUCCUCUGCACCCUAUGCAGUGCACUGCUAAAGGUAUUGAUUGUAAAGCCUUUUAGGAUUCAGCCAGAGAAUGAACGGAUUUAAAAAAUGUCUUGGUUUGUUAACUAAGUUAAGUUAAUUGUAGUGUUGAACAGUUUUAAGAGUAUUUCCUCUUAGUUUUUCUAUUUAUGUUCUCUUUUGUUUAUCAUCUCAUUUUGUUCUAAUGUUAGUUUGCCGGUUUUUUAAUGCAUGAUGUUUGAAGUCUCAGAAAUACUAGACGAAUAUCGAUUAUUAUUUCCAUCGUGUUGUUUUUUUCGGUCGCUUAUGUAUGUUUGGUUUUUCACAGUCUCGUGCUGGAGAAAGAACAAGACAGUCGGGGUUUUUUGUUUUGUUUGUUUGUUUGUUAGUUUUAUCUUGUUUUGGAGAAUCCUGUCUACUUUUCCCGACAGUCGUCGGUCAUAUCAAUGUCCAUGCCGUGCCUUAAAUAUGACCUGUACUCUUGGUGGGAGUUUGUGAGGUCGUGUAUGUGUAUGCAGCAUCCAAAGCUUUGUAGAGCGAUUUCACAUAUUUUUUUUUUUGCAGCCCACAUUUAAUGUACAACACUAAAUAUAUACUGAGCAAAAUUCUCGCUUAAGCCCGUUGUGUUUUGUCUGGAUAAAAAUAGUUUUUAAUGAACUCAUAAGGUUUUGGCGUCCAACUGGACUUUGAGCAUUGAAGUUUCACGUGUUAAUCUACAGACAGCAAAGUUGAAUUCAUUUCAGGUUUAUUCAACAAUUCAAUUCUACAGUCUCUAAGCUUUUAUAUUACUUAUCUUUAUAAGUUAGCAUUGUUUACAUAGUUGGACAAAUCAGAACUAUAUUAACGGGGCCAAUAGGCAAGUAACAGCUUCUUAAUUCAGUAGUAUUUCAGUUUCAAUUUAUUUGUCACAUACAGAGUACGACAUACAGUGAAAUGCUUUAAGUUUUUAUAUAUCCCAGGUUAUUAUGAGCCCUGGGGUCAGUGCGCAGGGUCAGCCAUAGUAUGGCGCCCCCCCGAGCAGAUGAGGCUAAGGGCCUUGCUCAAGGACCCAACGUUGAUGUCUCAGCAGCUUGUGGGCUUGAACCCCCGACCUUCUUAUCAGUAACCCAAAGCAUUGAACCAUUAUGUCCUCUCAAUUUUAAUUUUAAUCCUGAUCAGGAAGACCUUAAUGAUUAAAAUUAAAUACCCACUUGCUAGCCUACGGUCCUGCUUGAAGUACCAUGACAGAAACGCAUGCGAUUAAGCUAACAAACGUAUAUGACAUAUAAACUUUACAGCGAUCGAGAAGGAAAUUAGAAUGUGCCUGGAAAUUGCGUCAUCGGUGUUCCAUUGUCUUUAUAAGUGCACAAUUCACGAUACUGAUUUAAAGCUGAUUGAGACACAGCCUUUUUUAAUGAAAAGUAGCUUUUUAUACAGUAAGCUGUUAGCCAUUCAAGUGAAUUAAGACAGAUAAAAGGAAACUUGAACCUCAUCUAAAAAAAAUUGUUGGUUUAUCGAUCUGUCGUGUCUAUGUGUGUAGUGCGGCAGGAGGUGGGAUUGUAAGCGAACUGCUUAAACGUUUACAGUUUAAAAGUAACGCUGCCACUUUAGUUAUAGCUGACAGCUAGAUAAAAAAGUAAUACUUUUGUUUUGGUAUACUUUUUGUUUUGUUUUUUAUCUUUGUUUGACAAACUUGCCUGCUAGGCAGCUACACACACUUGUCCCAGGCUCCUGGGCUGCUGAUUUGUCCAACCAUGGAUAAUAUUUACAAAGAAUAACCCUCAAGAAAAUUCAAGCCCAAGUCUGUUUAAAUAACCUUAAUAAUCUUCCUUAAUUCACCUUAUUAUCCUGUUUUGUGUAAAAGCAGGAUGUGUCCCAAACAUCGGGAAACGAUAAGAGUUCUGUUUGGAAUCCGCCAAAAAAUCAAACCCACCAAACUUAAAAAUAAAAAUAAAAGUGAGAGGUUUUCAGUCAUUUCUAGUAAGAACACAGACUCGACAUAAAUACUAGUGUUUGGGACAUGAACUGUUCAUGUAUGCCUUUUAUUUGCUUUGCUAAUCUCUAAUUAUGGUCGAAUAAGUAGGUGAUUAGCAGGAUUAUUAGGAUUAUCUGAUAUUUUGUUAUUCACUGUACUUUCAAGUCCUCCUGGGAAGAUAUUUCGUAUUUACGAGUUCACGACAUUAGGUGCAAGAUGAAGGUGAACCUUCUAUUAAUUACUUCUAGAAAGUCACGAACAAAAUGUUAAUCGAGGGUGAUUUUGCUAUUUUAAUCAAUUUGAGCCAACUUUAUCGUUACAUAUUGUAUCGUAAUUGUACAAUGCUCACAUGCCUUGUGCAGGUAAUUAGUUUGUUAACAAUAUGUUCAUUAAAUCCAUGUUUUCUGAAUGACACGCUGCUAACUCUGAGCUCAAAGAGAUUCUCCACUCGUAAUUUCGACAUUCUGGUGGAGUUCUUGCGCAUUCAACUCGUAAAUACGAUCUUUCUGACUUGACUUGAACGUACCAUCAGAGAGGAAUUGAGUUGUUGAUGAAAGUGACCUGGUGAAAGCUCGAUAUUUAUUCGAUCAUCUUUGACAAACCCUCCAGAAGCAGUGGGUUUUAUAGCAAGUGUAUGUUUAUAAAAAUAAACUAUUUUAAAUGUA